CGCCCGGUGCUUCUGGUGCCGGUACCGGAGCCACAACGGCAGCGUCUGGCUGGAGUCAGAGCUGAGCCCCGGGAUUGGGAGCUCCGAUUUGGGCGGAUGCCGAGUGUCACCCCAGCGACGCCGCGGCCACGGGACCCCCCCCCCACCGCCGGCGCCUUGCGGGGAAGUUCCUUCCUGGCUCCUCCCGGGUCUCGGUCGGUGCCGCCGUCCUGGGGCUGCUGCUGUUGCUGGCGGCCGUGGCCGUGGCCUGGCAAGGCGUCCGGGCGGCGGCGUGGGCAGAGCCACACGGUCCCGGCCCCGAGCUUCCCCCAUGGCCCCCGCGCCGGCGCCGCCGUCCCAGUGAGGGGGGUCCCCGAGGAUCCCGGUUGUGCCUCUGCUCCUUUGGGUCCUGGGUCCCGGUCCUUUGAGCGCGUCCCGGUGUCCCCACGGGUCGGGGCUGCGCCGCUGCUGCCUCAGCUCCGCCGUGGCCCCGGUGCUGCCAGAGCGCCCACCGGACUCUCCGGUUGCCAAUAAAAGCGUUCGUCUGCAG
This is a messenger RNA of Corvus hawaiiensis (hawaiian crow), 529 nucleotides long. Its product is annotated as collagen alpha-1(I) chain-like. The record is from RefSeq and is a predicted model, not a curated record. Lineage: Eukaryota; Metazoa; Chordata; Aves; Passeriformes; Corvidae. Bases 97 to 513 code for a protein of 138 amino acids. The transcript is spliced from 5 exons.